CAACUUUCCUCAACCCGCCAUAUUUGUUUCAGCAGUGUGUUGAUAUGUGUUGGAGCAAUUGUUAGCUGACAUAUAUCAUUCCACUUCUCUUACUUGUAAAGAAAUGGUUACACAUUUAUAAAAGUCAAUCGCUUAUUGUGCGUGUCUAGCGGAUAUUAUCUGGAAUGUACCGGCGCGGGGGGAGCAAGAAGGAGCAUAAUAAAGCGGCUAAGGAGCAGAGCGACAGUAGCAAGUAUGCGGAGCUGCUGGUGUUCGGCUACGCCUGUAAGCUGUUCCGGGACGAUGAGAGGGCCAGCUACCACGAUCAGGGCAAACACCUUAUCCCAUGGAUGGGGGACAAGAACAUCAUGAUCGAUAGGUCGGUUAAACAAACCUAAUGGGAUUCAUUACUUAACCAACUUAAUGUCUUCCAAAGGGACGCUGGAUGUAUUGUGUUGUUUUGCAGCACAGGAGGAGCUGAUAUCAUUGUGCGAUGUUUACAUGGCCAAACGUGAAUAAAAGAAACUUGACAAUGACAGAUCUAAGAUAACUUGCUUGGAUUGUGAUUUUUUUGUAAGCUCAAUGAGCUGUCAAAACUGUCAAAUGGUUUCAACAAGAAGUUUAAACCAGCCUAAGAUGUUUUGCUGGUUUAAGCUGGUCUUCAAGCUUGGCCAAGAUGGUCAUUAGCUGGUCUUCUGGCCAAGCUGGUGCUCAAUCCGAAAAGCUAAAAAGUAUCCAGAUGCCUUUUAAAACCAUCAGAGAGACCAGCUAACCAGCUUAGGCUGGUUUAAGAUGUUUUUAUUUUCCUGUGCAGGGUUAGGGGAUGUUUUAAAUCUGAAGCAGAGUCCUUGCUCGCCUGCCCCUCACUUAUAUAAUUUAAAAUGAAUUUAACUAGUCACAUUGGCUAGUUAAUAUAUUGGAUAGAAUAAAUGAAUAUUAAUCAUAAUAUGAACCUUAUGUACUGGGCAUGUCAUGUGAGGCCUCUGCUUCUUAACACUCUUUGAUUUUGCUGUGGUCACAUUUAUAUUGCAUUCAUACGAUUAAAUGCAAACCAUAGCAAAUUCACAUUAGAUUAGCCUGCUACUGUAAAUUAGUCCGUGCAUUAAGGUGGUUCUCACAUAUGUGAUCCAUGAAUUGAAUUCCAUUAUAUGAGUUCUGCAGUCUAACAUUGUUCUUUUGCAGGAAGCCAGUCUUUUGACAAGUAGUCAGUCAAAUAUUGUGUUCUUUGUCUGUUUUCUCUCUUCCUCAUCGCUUUUUCCAGUUCAGCUGCAGACCUUUUGAAAAUGUGAAAAUUGAUAUCAAGCCAGGAGUGUUUUCAAACGCAGCGGGUUGCAUUGAGCCACCUUAAUCUGCAUGGAUCUGUUUCUUGUUUCCAAUGUGUAUGUGUGUGUCUCUCUAUCACGUAAUACAGAACUUAUUUCCUCAGCAAUUAAGGCUAAGGGGUCCCGCCAGGCCCCAAUUGCCACCUCAUCGCCCACUUCUCUCUUUUGCCGAAGAAACUGGAACUGAGAAGUGGAAAACAGGAGCGAGCGCAGGAAAAUUUCCUCCAUAUGGGUUCUUACGGAUAGGUACGAUGGCCGCGGUCAUUUACAUGAUCUUUCGGAAUAUGACGCAGGCUCGUGGAAUCACGACUACCAGCUGUCCGAGGAGGAGGCCAGGAUAGAGGCUCUGUGUGAUGAGGAGAGGUACCUGGCUAUGCACACUGAUCUACUGGAAGAGGAAGCCAGACAAGAGGAGGAGUAUAAAAGGCUGAGUGAAGCUUUGGCCGAUGAAGGAACCUACAAUGCAGUGGCCUUCCGUUACAGUGCAGACUACUACGACCCCUCCCAGCCCACUGAGGAAGAGGAGGCCAACAAAGAAGCAGAUCAAGAGCAGCCAGAGGAAGAGAGUGAGGAGCCGUUUGUGGCGCCCCCUGGCCUCCUCAUCCCUCCGGAUGUAGAGCUGCCUGCGACCACCAAGACGCAUGCUAUUAUUGAGCGCACCGCCAACUUCGUAUGCAAGCAGGGGGCCCAAUUUGAAAUUGUGCUAAAGGCAAAGCAGGCUGGGAACUCUCAGUUUGAUUUCCUGCGGUUCGACCACUAUCUGAACCCUUACUACAAACACAUUUUACGAGCUAUGAAGGAGGGGAGAUACACACCAGCCUCAGAGGGCAAGCAGGACCAGCAAACGGAAUCAAAGUCAGACGAUUCUGAUGACGAUGAUGAUGGCGAUGGAAACUACCUGCACCCGAGUUUGUUUGCAUCCAAGAAGAGUUCUCGUCUGGAGGAAAUAAUGAAGCCUCUCCAGGUCAUUGACCCAGAUCACCCAUUGGCAGCGCUCGUUCGAAAAGCCCAACAGGAGAAUAAUGGUGCUGUGGCGAUGGCGCCCAAAGCAGAGGAAGAGCAUCAGCCGGCGCCAGUAACCACACAGGUGGAAUACAGCUCUGACCCAAUGUACUAUGGCUACUGUAUGUUGCCUGAUGGUACGUAUUGCAUUGCCCCGCCGCCACCUGGGAUUGACGCCAGCGCCUAUUACACCUCGCUGCCUGCUGCCAUGAUGUCAGCACCUCCUGCAUCUGGUCCUCCUCCUCCCCCUGGCACCACACCUUUGUUGGAUCCUACAGCUGCAAUCCCAUCAGCCACUGUCGCAGGUCCAGUCACGGUGUCAGCUCCUGCGUCUGCUCCGCUCUCCCAUUCUGCUCCUGCUGCCCCUCCAACUUCCAGUUCUCGGCCUCCUCAAACCACCGUCGCCUCGGCGGUGGCGGCCCCUGCCGCCCCUGUCGCAGCCAUCAUCCCUCCGCCUCCCGACAUCCAGCCUGUCAUUGACAAACUAGCUGAAUAUGUGGCCAGAAACGGAGUGAAAUUCGAGACCAGCGUGCGUGCCAAGAAUGACCCGCGGUUUGACUUCCUGCAGUCCUGGCACCAGUACAACUCCUAUUAUGAGUUUAAAAAGCACUACUUCAUGCAGAAAGAAGGCCUGAGUGUGCAGGAGGGUUCCUUGCUUUACAACAGUGGGGGUGACAGCACAGCAGACUGCUCUUCAGGCAAGCAGGAAAAUGAGGGCAAGCUCCUUAAAGCCUCUUUUGCGCCUAUCUGCUUCGCCAUAAAGUCGAAAGAAAAUGACCUUUUGCCUCUGGAGAAGAAUCGUGUACGGCUGGACGACGACUCGGAUGAGGAUGGGAUGAAGGGGGAGGUCCAAGAGGGAGUAGAGUUGGCCAUAGGAUUGGUUGAGGCAGCCAAAGAGCCUCCUCAGCCUCCAUUGACUGAGGAGAAGAAACCAGUACUGUCCCAGGAAGAGCAAGAAGCCAAACAAGCCAAACAGAAGCUGGAGGACCGGUUAGCAGCAGCAGCGAGAGAGAAACUGGCCCAGGCCUCCAAAGAGUCUAAAGAGAGGCAGCUUCAGGCUGAGCGCAAGAGGAAAGCCGCCCUAUUCCUGCAAAAUCUGCGAGGGCCGGAGGCUGAGGCCAAGCGUACAGAGGAAACCGCUGCUGCAUCUGAGCCAUUGGUGUCGACCCUUCCCAUGAGCGGUAUCCCUCAACACGCUUCUCGUAUACCAGGCUUUGACUAUCAGCCCCUGGAAAACGCACUAUCAAGGAGCGCAAACACCCCCGCUUCUCGUGUGAUCACCUCUUCCGCCUCGUCUUCCUCUCGUGGGCCCGAAAGGGACCGGGAAAGGGAUAGGGAUCGAGAACGGGACAAGAGGAAGAAGAAACACAAGAGAAGGUCUCGGUCCAGGUCCCGUUCACGCUCCAGAUCCAAAUCCAAAACCAAGCACUCUUUGCCCAGUGCCUACCGCACCUUCAGGAGAUCCAGGUCUCAGUCUCGUUCACCCGGCCGCAGAGACCGACGAGCUCGCUCUUUGGAGAGAAAGCGUGACGAGAGGGAAAAGGAAAGCUACGGUCCAAGCACCUACCGCCUUGGCAGCAACCCAGCGCUGGGCAGGAAACGCUCUAGAUCAAGAUCGCCUCAUGAAAAGAAGAAAAGGAAGAGUUCAAAGGCAUCACACCAUUUUAAGGGUUCUUCCUGUUCGCCCUCGGCAUCCCCUGACAGAAGCGGAGCUGUGGCCAGAGUCUCUGCAAGCCCCUCCCCUGCCACAAGCCCCGCCUCCAGCUUGGGGAGGUCCAGGGAUGGCUCUCAGGAGAAAGACAAACAAGUGUCCUCCACUAUUGUCUCUUCAGUGCAAACCAAAAUCACUCAGGACCUCAUGGCGAAAGUGCGAGCAAUGCUCGCUGCCUCGAAAGGCCUUCAGCCGAACUCCUCCUGAGAGAGUCCCACAACAUCCAGGCAGGAUCAAUCUCCAGCUACAUCUCGCACGGCAGCAGUAGCCCUCCGGCCAACUGCUGGACUGCUGUUCGUCUGACAAGCUGCGCAAUGCUGGACGCUUUUAUCCCUUUAUGUAUGCCUGUUUGGACCUUGCUAGUUAGUUAGAUGUUUUUAUUUCGCCUCCAGAUUAGCAUUAGGCCUGGAGAUCUUCUUUAUUUUGAAGGUGCAGUUGGAACCCAAGCAGGUGUAGAAAGACACAAAACCAGCAGCAGAUGGUGGAGCCUCGGUCCUGCUGUGUGUUUAAGCUGUAAGGCAACAACAAGAAAGAAGUAUUAGAGGCAUAAUUCCUUGGAUGCAACUAAAAACAAAUUUAAAUUGCGUUCUGAUGACUGAGCUUUUUCCUUUGUAAUAUUGUGUCUAGCAGAGGGACACGGUUAUAUCCUUCUGUGAAGGAUAAUACUGUUUAUUUUCUCACCUCCUUUUUUCCUCUUUCUCUGAGCUCUUUCCGAUAUGAAGUCGUCGGCUUUCUUGUUUGUUUUUUUGUUUUUUUUUUAAUAUGUGGCCUUCGGUAUUUCAUUUCUAAGUUUGUACGGGCCUAAUUUUGAAGCUACUUUGUAAAACCAUCAAUAAAGUAUGAAUUAUCCAAUGCAA
Messenger RNA from Megalobrama amblycephala (Wuchang bream), 4871 nucleotides. It is a transcript of the gene sfswap, whose product is annotated as splicing factor SWAP. NCBI's taxonomy places the organism in Eukaryota, Metazoa, Chordata, Actinopteri, Cypriniformes, Xenocyprididae. The record is from RefSeq and is a predicted model, not a curated record. Gene Ontology annotation, molecular function: RNA binding. The coding region runs from base 1675 to 4221 and encodes 848 amino acids. The transcript is spliced from 18 exons. Gene Ontology annotation, biological process: RNA processing; mRNA 5'-splice site recognition.